UGGCUGAUCAUUCUUGGGAGUUGGACUGCAGACUGCAGCCAAGCGGCAGACACCAACGUGCAGAUCUUCCUGAAGACCCUGACAGACAACACCAUCACUCUUGAGGUCAAGCCCAGUGACACCAUCGAGAAUGUCAAGGACAAGAUCCAAGACAGUGAAGGCAUCCCACCUGACCAGCAGAGGCUGGUAUUCAAUGGUAAACAGCUGGAAGAUGGCUGCACCCUGUCCAACUGCUACAUCCAGAACCAGUCCACCUUGUAUCUGGAGCUGCCUCUGUGCGAUGGCAUCAUUGAGCCCUCCCUUCAUCAGCUUGCCCAGAAGUACAACUGGGAGAAGAUGAUCUGCCGCAAGUACUACAAACCCCUGCACCCUCAUGCAGUCCAGUGCAACGAGAAGUGUGGCCAUACCUACAACCUGCGCCCCAGGAAGGUCAAAUAA
Mus musculus (house mouse) is the source of this 438-nucleotide messenger RNA. Its product is annotated as predicted gene 4802. The transcript has a single exon. NCBI's taxonomy places the organism in Eukaryota, Metazoa, Chordata, Mammalia, Rodentia, Muridae. The annotation marks the transcript as partial. The record is from RefSeq and is a predicted model, not a curated record.